AUGUUCUCCUUCCUCAUGGUAUUUGUAAAAAUUGAAAUGAAUAAAUCGUGUGCAGGGGUAUCUCUGAAGAUGAUGGAAUGCUAUGUCGUUUUGAACACGGCCAGACUGCUCUCUAUCGUUCCAUUCGAAGGAUACUUGCCUUAUGACAAAAGUGGGGAUUGGCUUUACCAACUGGUGGAAGCUAUUUCGCUAUUCAUUAAUUGCUGCAUUGUGUACCUGUGCAGGUAUAAAUACAAAAGCAGCUACGACAGCACGAACGAUAUUUUUAACAACCUCUUUUUAAUCAUCCCCGCCUUUGUCAUCGCCAUUUUUGUGCACCCCUCGCUGAACUCCUUUCUCCCGGCCGAUGUAGCCUGGUCCUUUGCCCUGUACCUGGAGUCCGUGUGCGUGCUACCGCAGCUGUCCAUGUUUCAGAAGGAGGGCAAAGUCGCAGCUUUUACCACCCACUUCUUGGCCUCACAAGCCUUUUCAAAGGUUUUGUCUUUCCUCUUUUGGAUAGUGUCACAUAGAGAAUUGAAUUCCUCGGACAACAUCAUCAAGUCGUACGUCGGCGUAUGGGUCGUAAUCAUGCAAAUCGUCCAGCUGGUGCUCAUGGGAGAUUUUAUAUAUCACUACGUUCGAUGCCUGAGCAAGGGAGUCUCCUUUGACAACCUGUUAAAUGAAAAUGUGUGA
Messenger RNA from Plasmodium cynomolgi strain B, 672 nucleotides. RefSeq names its product ER lumen protein retaining receptor 1. The record is from RefSeq and is a predicted model, not a curated record. Gene Ontology annotation, biological process: protein retention in ER lumen. The transcript is spliced from 5 exons. Bases 1 to 672 code for a protein of 223 amino acids. Lineage: Eukaryota; Apicomplexa; Aconoidasida; Haemosporida; Plasmodiidae. Gene Ontology annotation, cellular component: membrane. Gene Ontology annotation, molecular function: ER lumen protein retrieval receptor activity.